Fusarium venenatum is the source of this 4248-nucleotide messenger RNA. RefSeq lists its product as uncharacterized. Lineage: Eukaryota; Fungi; Ascomycota; Sordariomycetes; Hypocreales; Nectriaceae. The record is from RefSeq and is a predicted model, not a curated record.
AUGGACUCUGAAACGAGACCGAGCUCGAAUAUUGGUCCCCCGAGAAGUCAUCAAUCCUACGAUUCCUAUCAUCGACAUGUUCGCGCAGUUCAUGGGGUCGAGGGUAAUUCUGAGCCAGGACCAUCGAGCCGGCACGGAUCCGGUCUCUCUGGUCUCAGCGCAAACACAAAGCCUCAGCACGGGAACCUUGCUUCAUUUUUUGACUCAGAAAGGUUAGCUAAUUCAGCGGCCCCGUGUGAUCCAAGCAAUCGAAGUACGCAAUCCACCACUAAGGGAAUACGAUGGCCUUUUCUUGGAAGCAUCAAGUCGACAAACAGUCUAUCGUUGCCUCCUUCACCUCGAGCCGGGACUCCAGCCGAACCUACCGAAGUCGAACUACCAUGGCGACCCGUCUUUCUCCAUCGACGAAUUCUGGUUCUUUAUGCUAUCGCCAUCGCAGCUCUUAUUGCGGGAGUGCAAAUCGCACUUCAACUAUCCGAGCGCAACGACGGCCUCCGAGAAGCCGAUGAUGCGUCAAGAUAUCUGUGGCAAUAUGGGACAACCCUGGUAUUCAUCGUUGUGGCUGCAUUCUGGAACAGAGUCGAGUUUCAGGCCUCGACUUCCAUGCCGUGGAUCCUUAUGCUGAACAAUCAAACCGAUGCCGACAAGUCUCUUUUACUGGAUUACGCUUCCCUUUCUGGGCCCAUGGCUAUUAUCAAGGCAGUCCGAAAUAGGGAUUGGCUUGUUGCAACUCCGGUUUUGGCCGGAAUAAUAUUUAAACUAAUCAUUAUAUUCUCCACGGCCUUUGUCACACCCAGGGUUAUCACUGUUGCUCGUUAUGAGUCUGCUAUCACAGUCCAGAAUGAGUUUCCUAACAGUGUUUCGGGUCUGGAAAACAUUGGCUCGUUACCAUAUUUUACUCUUGCUGCCUUGGCGGCCGACAAUAUUACAUUUCCCAACGGGGUCACUCCCCGAGCAGCAUAUACACCUUUUUUUAGCGAUGUUACUGAACUAAUAGCGAUCACGGCGGAUGUGGAUGGAUUUAUUGGUGGCAUGGAAUGCAAAGAGGCGGAACUGACUUUAGACUCUAUGAUACUUGUCGAGGGAGGUUCUCUUGCAUUGAAUGUGACAGUAUCGGAAACAGGAUGUUCCUCGGAACAAGCUCUCACAAGCACGAAACUUGCGAGUACCAAAGACAGAGACUUGUCGAGAGCGUUUUUAACAUUUCAACCUGCCAGCUGUGGUGGCUCGACGAAAGACGACGAACAGAGAAUAGCUGUCAUGUCUGGUAUUCUAGACUUUGACAUCGAUCAACUCACGAAGCAAUCGAAGACUUCAAACGGACGACUCAAUGGAACAUUAUCAUCAUCAUCUGGGUUCCUUUGCAAGCCAAAAUACAACAUCACCACGAUGAGAGUUUCCAAGACUUUUGAGACAGUUCUUUCGGCCACGCCCAACGCUCAAGCUGAGAAUACAACUUUGGACCAGGUUCAUCCUUGGACAGUUGCCCGCGCACUGUUCAAAUCUCUCGAAACCAACGAAAAGCAGCUUCUGUCUACUUCCGUGAACUCGUCAUACGAUGGUGAUGCUAUUAUCCAUAUUGACGAAGCCAUGUCUGCUGCGCUUCUGCUAGGCUCAAGAGAAGGAUGGGAUCUUCCCAAGGUGGAAUCGCUAACAGACAAGGACAUCUUGAGCCUUCUUUCUGAGAACUUCUACGCGCAAUACUCGGCUCUUAUCGCUCGAUACGCAAUGAUGGAGCCGUCUACCAGCUCAACGACCGCUGUUGCCCGCUUCAUUGGACGACGUCUUGUUGUACGGCCUGCUCCCGCAUAUCUCAUAACAGCAUUGUUGGUACUUUGCUUGUUUCUGGCUCUAGCAACAAUGUGGCUGGUUCCAAAGAAAGGGUUUCUUCCACGAGACCCCAGCACUAUCGUUGGCAUGGCCUCGGUAGUAGCACACAGUCACCCACUCGUUGAGUCUCUUAAAGGCAUGGGACCUGCACCAAACAAAGUCCUCGGAUCAAGACUCGAGGGUUCGACUUACAUGAGCGGAGCUGAAGGCCACGAAAAACUGGACAGCCCCAACCUGGGCUAUUUUCACAUCUUCGGCGGUAAAGCGCCUUCUGCAACGUGCCAACCACAAAGAUACAAUUCCUCAACAUGGAGACAGCCUGCUACUUUACACGGUCUGAUUCGACUGAUAUACAUCCUUGUGCUGGCAUGCAUUAUCAUAGGGUUUGAGAUUUCGCUUCGUUUGUCGCAUCGUAACGAAGGACUAAGAACGAUGGAUGACGAUGCGGCAUAUCUAGCAUGGACCAUCGUACCGGCCUCAGUACUGUUACUGGUGGCUAUGUACAUGCUCUCCUUGGAGUGGUGGACGAGACUGCUUUCUCCAUUCUCACAUCUCGCACGUCGAGGAGACUUUGAUGAAACCGUGGGCCUAAAUUUGGCCAAUGCUUUGAGGCAUGUAGCGUGGAGACGAGCUCUCAAGAUCUGGGACAUCGCUGCCCUGACUGCGAUUACUGGUGGUUUCGUGGCGCUACUUAUCGUGAUUGCAUCUGCUCCUCUGUUUGACCCCAGGCCAAUUGAGUUUGACAGUAGUCUUCCGCUACGCACCGAGGAUUUCUUCGCCAACAGCCUGCUAUCUUCCCCCGAUGAUUCCAUAUGUAUCGACUGUACCAACGACACCAUCCUGGCAUCGCUAGUACUUGCUGGCAAUGCCCCUUAUCCCCCAUUCACCUUUGCCGAUCUCAACCUACCGACCGUAUCCCUGGUAGAAGACACUGAGAGCGACGAUAUUGUUGUCAGUGCACGGUUAACAGCAAUUCGACCAAGAAUGUCGUGUCGAUUAUACAAAUCGGACGAGAUAUCUACAAAUCUUACCCUCGAAGUCGAACUCGAUGACGGAACUGUCAACCCACUGCGCGUGGAUCUCGAAGGUGAAACUUGCCGUGGAGUUGGGCGACAGGGCAGUAACAAUGCUAUCAUUGGAACGACGAGGAGCCCCUCCAGUAAUCAACGUACCGAGGACUUGAGCGGGAGCACAGUAUUUGGCGUUGGGCAGGGAAAGACAAGGUCGUCAUCGCAAUGCUCCGACUGGAUCUACAUCUGGGGUGAGUUGGAUAAUCUGGGGAAUAGCGAUAUGUCAGUGGGUGAAAUCAAUGCCCUCGCUUGCAACGAGACGAUCGAGGCAGUUGAUGUCAGAGCUGUCUUUUAUGGCCCUGAACUUCAUCUUUACCCAGAUCAUCCUCCUGCGCCCAUCGAACACACAGCCCAGGAUACGAGCGUCGCUAUACCGGAACUAGACUAUUCUACGCUUGUCAAUGUUUCUUCAGAUGGUCUCCUCGACUCAUUCUUUGCAAUGCUGAACUCCUCUCAGUUUGCUGUCCCUGAUUCGACAUUCGGCAGCUCAUCCGCCGAUGCUACAAACAGAACUCAGUCAGCAAUUUUGUCUCAGCAUGGAAUCAUCAGGGCUCAGUCGUUAAACUCCAAGAGUCGGCGUCAUUUAUCGUCGAGGGGAACAUUUCCAAUAGCAAAUGGCACUACCAUUGUCAGUGGUAUCGAUCCUGAUGAGUCAGUCUCUCAAGCCGUCCCAAUCAUCAGUGGUAGUAAAAUGGCAGGGAAGGUCAGGCUUCACCAGGAUGAGAUUGCUACACGAGUUUUGCAAUCUCUUGUGGGAGCAUUGAUGCUUCUUCACAUUACCUCGUGGAUUUGUUGGCGAAGAAUCAGACUUCCUCGCGCACCAACGACCAUCGCUUCUAUAACAGCCCUUCUUGUUGACGGCAACCUUUUCAGAUCACUACCUCGUGCCGCGCAGUGGCAGCCAGACAGUGAGCUCGAAGCUAUUUUUACCGAAGGAGACACGCCACAGCAAUUUGAAAUGGGAUGGGAUCGCAGAGGACGGAACAGGGGGCGCGAUGGACGACGAAAGAAGGACGAGGGUAACUUCGGUAUUCGUGCAUUUAUCCCAAAAGAUUCGAUACCAGAGGAAGUGGAGAUGAGACCAAUCCCUCCUCCCAAGCCACCACCGAAGCCAGUCAAGGAGAAAGUCGGGAUGGUUCGUCAAGGGACAGCAAUGUUAGGGGCUGACAGUACCCAAAGAAAAUCUGUGAUGCUCGCCAAAGGACACACCAGUAAUUCCAAGUCCAAGAGUUCCAAGAGUUCAAAAGGCUCUCAGGGGAACAAAGAGCCGAAGCAUAAGAGAUCUAUCUCAUCAGCACUGAGUGGGCCAAAAGAGUUGGUCAAAGUGUGGUGGGCUGGAGGAAAUUGA